This is a messenger RNA of Cylicostephanus goldi, 576 nucleotides long. Lineage: Eukaryota; Metazoa; Nematoda; Chromadorea; Rhabditida; Strongylidae. The record is from the annotation of a GenBank genome assembly.
GUUGUGCUGAAUGAACGUUUCCGUGGACCUGUAGAAGCUAAUAAAGCGAUGCUUAUCGGAGUGAUUGUACAUGAAUUAUUCCAGGCUGCCAUUCGUUGUCCGAGCCCAGCAAUGGUGACUAGCGAUUGGCUCUUGAAACAGUGGAGAGACUGCUUGUAUGACGAAGUCCUGGGAGAACUUGCGGCCCUACGUCUCACGCCUUCGCAAGUCGAGACCGAGUUGAUGCCGUAUGUCGAUGUGGUGGUAAACUGGGUCCAAAGUAAUAUCCCAGGCGGAUCCUCUUAUCCUUCGAAUAACGCUGCGUAUCAAAUUACAAAGGUUCAUGACAUCGAAGAGAAUAUCUGGGAUCCUCAACUGGGCAUCAAGGGCAAGAUCGAUGUGACUUUAGAGACAAAGACUAAUGGAAAGAUCCAACAGCGACCGCUUGAGUUGAAAACUGGCAAGAGCGCACCUUCAUCUGAUCAUGCAGCGCAGAGCCAAGGACUGAUCCGCGAUUUUGUGGAAAAUGUGAUCAGGCUUCUAUCUGCUCUUUUUAUCAGGUUGCGAUGGAACCCGCGGGCAGAUCUUCCAAGUUGA